Leptonychotes weddellii (Weddell seal) is the source of this 399-nucleotide messenger RNA. The record is from RefSeq and is a predicted model, not a curated record. NCBI's taxonomy places the organism in Eukaryota, Metazoa, Chordata, Mammalia, Carnivora, Phocidae.
CUGAUGGCAGCCGGCACCUAACCCAGGAUGGUGUGACAGAUGCGGGGCGGCUCUGGGCUGCCGGCCCUCGGCCUCCUCACAGCGUGCCUUCUUUCUUGGGCAUCUCAGGUCUAUGCGGAGAAGGUGCCCCUGCUGGCUGUGAACAAGAUCUCCUUCACUGUUCAAGCAGGGGAGUGCUUCGGCCUUCUUGGCAUCAACGGAGCCGGGAAAACGUCCAUCUUCAAAAUGCUGACUGGGGAAGAGCCCAUCACCUCUGGGGAUGCCUUUGUCAGGGGCCUCAGCAUCCGCUCUCACCUGAGGGAGGGUCUCCACCUCAGCUACUGGCACCAAUUCGAUGAACGCCCAGUAGACGCCAACGCUUGUGCCGGCCCAGUGGCCCUUGACAGCACGGAGCUCUGA